This is a messenger RNA of Penicillium roqueforti, 1980 nucleotides long. RefSeq names its product FAD-binding oxidoreductase. The record is from RefSeq and is a predicted model, not a curated record. Gene Ontology annotation, molecular function: oxidoreductase activity; FAD binding. The transcript has 4 exons. Bases 1 to 1980 code for a protein of 659 amino acids. Lineage: Eukaryota; Fungi; Ascomycota; Eurotiomycetes; Eurotiales; Aspergillaceae.
AUGAAGGGCAUGUGGGGAGUUACUCUCCUCGCGAGCACUUCGCUCGCUCAGGCGAUAUCGACCGCAUCACUCACAGAAGCAGCAACUACGGUGGUGGCCACGGCCAAUUCGGCACCUUCGUUAUUCCAAAAUGAGGAAGUGCAGUUGACCGAAGGUGUCCUCUCUGAUGUGUCGGCGGCAUUGCAGAAUAGCACGGUCGCUAACAUGUUCGCAUUUGCGAGCAACUCCACGGUACUCAAGAGGAGUGCUCAUCGUAGCUGCAAGCUAAUGCCCGGGGACUCCUGGUGGCCGGUGGCUCCAAUUUGGGACAUCUUCGAUAUCUUGCUUGGCGGCAGCCUGAUCAAAGCGGUGCCCCUGGCAUCCUACUGCUAUCCAGACUGGCCGCAGUACGAUGCCGCCAAGUGCGCAAGCGUCACAGCUGACUGGCUCAGCUCGGACCUGCAUAUGGAAGAUCCUACCUCGGUGAUGUCGCCGCUAUACCAAGGCCGCUCGUGCCUGCCAUCACCGUUCAACUAUACUGCCAGCUGCACGCAGGGCGCAUAUCCGACGUAUGCAGUGAACGUAUCCACCGUGGCUCAGAUCCAGCUAGCGGUCAACUUUGCCCGUAACUUGAACUUGCGACUAGUGGUCAAGAAUACUGGACAUGAUUUCAAUGGCAAGUCCUCCGGCAAGGGUGCUCUCUCCAUUUGGACCCACCACCUCAAGGACAAGGAGUAUCUCCCGAACUUUAAGGCUGCCAAUGGCUAUGUUGGUCCGGCCAUUAAGUUUGGCUCCGGUAUCCAAGUCCAUGAGGCUUAUGAGUUUGCUAAGACCCUCGGCCACUCGGUUGUUGGCGGAGAAGCUGUCACUGUCGGUUUGGGCGGUGGCUACGUUGCUGGUGGUGGCCACUCUCCCCUUUCCAGUAUGUACGGUCUGGCGGCCGAUCAAGUUCUGGCUAUGCAAGUUGUUCUGGCAGAUGGAAGAUUUAUCACUGCCACCUCCACUGAGAACUCGGAAGUCUUCUGGAUGCUUCGCGGUGGUGGUGGUAGUACCAUUGGAGUCGUCACCUCUCUUACAGUCAAGGCCCUACCUCAGCUGCAGACGACUACUGUGACCUUCAAUUUCACAAUCAGCGACACUCCUGGUCCGGACGCUUUCUGGGCUGCUAUUCAGUCCUACCUCGACAAUUUUGAGACUUUUGUUGAUGCUGGCACCUACGGUUACUUCUAUAUCGGUGCUUCCGAUGCUUUGAUUGGUACGACGUAUGCCGGUGAUCCUGACUAUUAUUUCCGUAUGGAAUCCUUCGUCGCACCCAACAUGACUGUUGCCCAGACGGAGGCACUCCUGGCUCCAUGGUUUGAUACCCUCAAAAGCCUUAAUAUCUCCUUCACUCCGUGGUACAACCACGCGGAUAACUUCCAUGAUGCCUGGGCCGUGGCCUUCCCUCAGGAAUACGUUGGAACCGAUGUCGUGAAGACUGCCUCUCGCCUGCUCCCCCGCAGCGUUUUCCAGAGCGAUGAUCUCCGCAAUCAAACCUGGGCCGCCUACAAGGAUGCUAUCACCCAGGGUCUCUUCAUUGCCGGCUUCCACAUCAGCGGCACCGGCAUUGCCGCUGAGCCCCCCACAGACAAUGCCGUGCUCCCUGCAUGGCGCGAUGCCCUCUCACACGUUAUUGUCGGUUCCGAAUGGAACUUCACCUCCUCCUGGGAUGUGGUGGAGAGCUCAUCGCGCUUCGUGACUGAGUGGAUGGACGUUCUACGUGAAAUUGCCCCAGACUCAGGUGCCUACAUGAGCGAGGCCGAUCUUGUCGAGCCGAAUCUCCAGGAUGCCUUUUACGGUGUUAACUACCCUCGUCUCUAUGCGCUCAAGCAGAAGUAUGAUCCUACGGGUCUUUUCUUUGCCCUGACUGCCGUUGGUGCUGAGGACUGGGAGGUUCAGACUCUUGACCCGGUGCCUUACUCGUGGAACAACAAUGGGCGACUCUGCCCAAAGUCUUCUUGA